Salvia hispanica is the source of this 1817-nucleotide messenger RNA. The record is from RefSeq and is a predicted model, not a curated record. Lineage: Eukaryota; Viridiplantae; Streptophyta; Magnoliopsida; Lamiales; Lamiaceae.
UCUUUUCCCUCAAUCUCAACAAUGGCGCCUCUCGCUCUCCUCCUCCUCUCCCUCCCCUUCUUCUUCCUCCUCCACACCCUCUACUACCGCCUCCGCUUCCGCCUCCCCCCCGGCCCCCGCCCCUGGCCUAUCGUCGGCAACCUCUACGACGUCAAGCCGCUCCAGUUCCGCUGCUUCGCCGAUUGGGCCAACUCCUACGGCCCAAUCAUAUCCGUCUGGUUCGGAUCCACUCUCAACAUCGUCGUUUCCAGCACCGAGCUCGCCAAGGAGGUUCUCAAGGAGAAGGAUCAGCAGCUGGCCGACCGCUACCGCAGCCGCACCGCCACCAGGCUCACCAAGUACGGCCAGGACCUCAUUUGGGCGGACUAUGGCCCUCACUACGUCAAGGUGCGCAAGGUCUGCACCGUCGCGCUCUUCUCCGCUAAGAGCCUUGAGUCGCUGCGGCCUAUUCGGGAGGAUGAGGUCUCCGCCAUGGUUGAGUCUAUCUACAAUGAUUGCACCGCCCCUGGAAACUCAGCUAAGAGCUUGCUGCUAAGAAAAUAUCUAGGAGCAGUGUCAUUCAACAACAUCACCAGAAUUGCGUUCGGGAAGAGAUAUGUGGAUACCGAGGGGAGAAUACACAAGCAAGGAGAGGAGAUGAGGUCCAUCGCUGACAACAGGUUGAGGCUCGGUGCCUCCCGCCCCAUUGCUGAGCACGUUCCGUGGCUCCGGUGGUUGUUCCCUCUGAACGAAGAAGACUUUGCAAAACACGCAGCACGCAGGGAUCGCCUCACACGAGAAAUCAUGGAAGACCACAACGUUGCUCGCCAGAAAACUGGAGGAGCCAAGCAGCACUUUUGUGAUGCAUUGCUGACACUCAAGGAGAAAUAUGAUCUGACCGAUGACACCAUCAUUGGCCUUCUCUGGGACAUGAUCCAUGCUGGAAUGGACACCACUGCGAUAUCUGUGGAAUGGGCCAUGGCAGAGUUGAUCAAGAACCCGAGGGUCCUACAGAAGGUUCAAGAAGAGCUCGAUCGCGUCAUUGGAACUGAACGUGUGAUGACAGAAUUGGACUUCGCGAACCUUCCCUACCUACGGUGUGUGGCCAAGGAAUCACUCCGAUUACACCCUCCAACCCCACUCAUGCUUCCUCACCGUGCCAGCACCAAUGUCAAGGUCGGAGGGUACGACAUCCCCAAGGGCUCAACCGUGCACGUCAACGUGUGGGCAGUUGCACGUGACCCUGAGGUGUGGAAGAACCCCUUGGAGUUUCGCCCCGAGAGGUUCCUUGAGGAUGAUGUUGACAUAAAAGGACACGAUUUUAGGCUUCUACCCUUUGGUGCUGGAAGGAGAAUAUGCCCGGGAGCGCAACUAGGGCUCGAUAUGGUGACGGGAAUGCUAGGCCGCCUUCUGCACCAGUUCACAUGGGCUCCUCCGAGAGGGGUGAACCCAGAAGACAUCAACAUUGCAGAGAGACCGGGCGUGGUCACCUUCAUGGGCACUCCGUUGGAGGCGGUUGCUACUCCGAGGUUGCCAGCGAACUUGUACCAACGUGUGGCGGUGGACUUUUGAUUUUGGAAUGGAGAAUGAAGGUUUAGCUCAUGUCUGCAUGAGGUUAGCAAGACCAGCACGGGUUAAGUGGCUUUUAUCAGUGUCAGAUUAAAUUUUGCUAUAUUUCAGAUUUAAUUUUGUUAUAUUUCAGAUUAAAUUUCAGCUCAAAAGCAAUUAUUAAUGGCAAACCAUGUGUGUUGUGUAAGGGAAAAUAUAGAUUUGUUGGUUCAUAGAGGUCUCUCUUCAACUUCUAAUAAACAUAUGACAAAAUUUGUCUUUUUUUGGAA